GCCGGCACCUCGCAGCUGCAGACACCAUGCAGGUGGCCCCCAUCCUCGUGGCGCUCGCCCUGGCGCUGGCCGUUCCCAGCUCCUCGGCUGAGCGGAAGUGUAUCCUGACUGGAAGCUGGAUCAAUGACCUGGGCUCCAAUAUGACCAUCAAUGCUGUGAACGGCAGAGGCGAGUUCAGCGGCACCUACCACACUGCCGUGACAGCCACCAACAACGAGAUCAAGCGUUCCCCGCUGCAGGGCUCCCAGCACCGCAGGAACCAGCGCAACAGGGCCACCUUCGGUUUCACCGUCAACUGGAGCUUCUCAGACUCCAUCACCGUCUUCACUGGCCAGUGCUUCGUGGACAAGGACGGCAAGGAGGUUCUGAAGACCAUGUGGCUCCUGCGGCAGGAUGUCGACAGCCUCGCCGAUGACUGGAAAGCCACCAGAGUCGGCAUCAAUGUCUUCACCCGCCUGCCACGGAGGGAGUGAUAGAGCCGGCGGCUGCGCUGUCUUCCCCCUUUUUCCCCCUCUGACCACCCGUACCGCCGUGGCUCCUGGUCGGGCUCGAGCA
Messenger RNA from Nothoprocta perdicaria, 555 nucleotides. RefSeq names its product avidin-like. The coding region runs from base 27 to 473 and encodes 148 amino acids. The record is from RefSeq and is a predicted model, not a curated record. The transcript is spliced from 4 exons. Gene Ontology annotation, molecular function: biotin binding. Lineage: Eukaryota; Metazoa; Chordata; Aves; Tinamiformes; Tinamidae.